Molecule: messenger RNA, 2761 nt
Organism: Lineus longissimus
Lineage: Eukaryota; Metazoa; Nemertea; Pilidiophora; Heteronemertea; Lineidae
Product: kelch domain-containing protein 8A-like
Exons: 6
Coding region: 101-1135 (344 amino acids)
Molecular function (GO): protein binding
Source: RefSeq, a predicted model, not a curated record
UCGGAGGUCAAGGUCAGGAGCGCGCUACUUCAGUCACCGCCGACAGAUGACGUUGUAACUCAACAAAAAUUUUCUCCAUUUCCACACAGGAUAUUUACACAUGAUCAUGGCUGAAGGAACAGACAGAAGCUAUAAAUGGGAGAAGUUGCGUGAGAUGCCGUCAAAAAGAGUAUUCUCAACUGCAGUAACAGUGGACGGCAAGAUCUACAUUCUGGGUGGAUGUGACCAUACCGGCAUCCCCAUGGAUCUAUUCGAAAUGUACAACACUAAAAACAACCGGUGGCAAUGUCUUGCUAAGUGUCCAGUCCCAAGAGCUGGCUCAGCAAUGGCAGUCAUUGAGAAAAAUAUUUAUGCCGUUGGCGGUGUCGGCACGAAGCAACAGCCAUUGCCAAAUGUGGAUCUGUUCAAUACGGAGACAAAAACCUGGAGGUCACUCCCUGAUUUAUCAACUGGUUUGAUCGGAGUGUCCACCGUGGUCAGAGAUGGUCAAAUCCUUGCUGUUGGUGGCAUGAAGACAAACACUGAUUGUUCUGAUGGCUUCAUGGUGUUUGAUCCAGAAAAGGAAGUUUGGAUCAGUAAGAAGCCAAUGAACCGUGCCAGAUAUGCUACAGGGUGCUUCAUUGUCAAGGAAAAGUUGUACGUCUUAGGUGGUCGAUUUGGUCGGGAUCCAGUAACAGCAGUGGAAGUUUAUGAUUUUGAAACCAAUGAGUGGAGGACUUUACCCGAUAUCCCAUCAAAGCGAGUUUUUCCUAUGUACACAGCAACAGAUACACAUAUCUUCAGUAUCGGAGGUCUGAUCAGUAAGGAAGAGGGAUUCUCAGGAGCUUGUGAAGUUUUUGACAUUGAAAAAGAGGAAUGGACAGUGUCGCCUAAUAUGCCAACCGCUCGUGGUGAUGGUGCCAUUGGAGUGAUCAAUGGGAAAAUGAUUGUGGCAGGAGGACUAGGUAACCAAGGAGUACCACAGAAGAAGGUCGAAGGUUUUGAUGUGACGAAUGGCUGCUGGUCAUCAUUAGAGGACAUCCCUAACACACAUUGUUCAUGUGCUUAUUUGAUGUACAAUAAGAAGUUAUACAUUGUUGGAGGACUGUCUGUGAAAGGACCAAGUGGAACCUUAGAGGCAUUAGGCAGCUGUUAGGAGGUCUUGUCUUACAUGUAAACAAUACCAACUUUGUAUCCAGGUUUAAGUUUUCUUUAAUCUUAAGUGAGAGUUGCUGCAUUUGUGAAAGCUCUGAUAGGAGAAUAGCUUAUAGUCUCAGAAGAUAGCAUUAAAAAUUGUUCAAAAUACAUGCCACAACCGAGGUUGAAUGACAUAAUAAACACAAUUUUGACGUCACACUGUGUAAAUGGCGGCCUCCGUGGACCAGUGUGUUUUUUCUUUGGAAUGGUCAGUCAAAGAUAAAUGAUCCCAUUGUAGCCAUCAUGUGAGCUGGUAUCGGCUCAGAAGUUUCUUGGUGGUUCAAGAUGCCCACUGUGAUUAGAGCAAGCCAGAGCUGCAGAUGUACUUACUCUUUUUAACUUUAAUAACCUGGAAUCUGUUUUGUAUGUUAUAUAGGAAUAGAACAUUGUUUAUCUAAUGCCAAAUUAGUUACUGGAUUCAUAUUAAUGCAGCUCUUACAUAUACUCGUCAGAUCAACAGAGUAUUAAAUAUUUUCAAGGGAUUCAUGUAUAUGUCUUUAGUUGUUGCUGAGAGCUGCUUUGUUUCAGAAAUGUCUUCUUCCCUAUACACUGUCUGUAAGGUUUACUAUGGGGAUCAUAUUUUUGUGUCAAAUUCUUUAUUGCAUUUUACAAUGAAAUAACCAAGGCCUUGUUUGCUUUUGGUUGAGGUGCUGAUUUGUGUUUCAGUUAUGUUGGAGAUUGUCGGCAUUCUUUAUAGAUUUAUUUGAUUUUAACAUGAUUUCUACUCUUAUGAAUUCUGCCAUUUCAAGUUAACUUGAGAUUAUUUAACCGUCUGUUACAUUGUGUUUUAUGAACAAAGUCCACGGAUCCACUGUCUUACUGAUAUAGAUGUCUAAACCAUGGCAAGUGUGACAAGUGACUCUACUUUUCCUCUGGUUCAAAUAAUUUUAUGGGUGAACUUUGUACAGAUUUGCUCAGUGCUUCCUUCGAAUUUGUUCAUCACCAUUCUUCUGUUACUUCUCAGAGAUACAUUGUACUUCUUUCUAGUUUCACACAUUUUAUGUUCUCAUUCAUCACAUUUGAUGAAUUGAGUUAUGAAGAUAUUCUCUUUCCUGUGAGAGCAUUCUUCAGUAUGUUUUCCUUGGUGUAGAAUGUUGACAGUCUAAUUCGGAAUGAUUCAUGAUACUGCUGGUCAAUGUGCAAUUGUCUUACCAGUCAAUAUUGUAAACAAUCGUAGUCCUUUUCAGUUAUUGUAGAAAACUGUGAAGUACACUGAAUGUCAGAUUUCUCCAGCUUAUGAUAUGAUGUUUUGUCUGCAUCGUUUGGGGCUCUGGAGCACAAACUACAGAUUGGAUUUCUUUGAAGUUGGGUUUUAUUGCUCAUGAUCCCAUGAUUCCUCACAAUCAGGAUUUUCUCAUUUCAGUGACCAUUGUGACGAAAUGAUUUUGCUGUACAUAUUCGUGUGCAUUGACUUCGGACAUUUUCCGUUCUGUGCAGUUUAUUUUUCUCAGCCAAUGUGUACGAAAUGUUGAGGCGAUUAUUUUUGUGUCCAUGUAUCUACUCAUGUACCAAUGUAGUUCCGGUCUGAGCCCAAAGGUGGCGGACAAAACAUUGAUGAAGUAAAGAUUAUUGGUUGAACACAUUA